AUGAAUUCUUAUUAUGGCAGUUCAUCUUAUUUAUUAUCAUCUUCUUCAUUUUCAGAUGAUGAUUAUUAUGAUGAUCUAGAAAAUCAAGUGGUAUGUCAAAUUACUGCAAACAACAAUUUUUGCAUCACUCAACACCUCAAUAACGAUGGGUCACGCCGGGGCUCAAUUCCUGGUCAUAUAGUUAUCAACCGUGACUGGGAAAAUGCUGAUCGCAAUCUCUUCAAUGACUAUUUUGCAGAAAAUCCCCGGUUUAAUGAUUCGAUGUUUCGACGAAGAUUUCGAAUGGGUCGUCCUUUAUUCUUUCGUAUAUUUGAUGCUAUACAAAGGCAUGACAAUUACUUCGUCCAACGAAGGGACGGACUCGGUAAACUUGGGUUGUCCGGCUUGCAAAAGGUAACAACUGUAUUUCGAAUGUUAGCAUAUGGUGUACUGGCAAAUGCUACCGAUGAGUACAUAAAAAUUGGAGAAUCUACAGUUUUAGAAAGUUUGAAGCGAUUUUUCCGUGCUAUUGUUGAGGUGUUUGGAGCUCGCUAUCUACGAUCAACUAACGUUGAUGAUGUUGUAAGGCUACUCCACAUUGGUGAACGCCGGGGUUUUCCAGGAAUGCUGGGUAGUUUAGAUUGUAUGCAUUGGAAAUUGAAAAAUUGUCCAACGGCUUGGGGAGGACAAUAUGCCGGUCGUAGUGGAUCCCCAACCAUUAUUCUUGAAGCUGUAGCUGACUAUGACGUUUGGAUAUGA
This is a messenger RNA of Humulus lupulus (European hop), 738 nucleotides long. RefSeq lists its product as uncharacterized. Bases 1 to 738 code for a protein of 245 amino acids. The record is from RefSeq and is a predicted model, not a curated record. Lineage: Eukaryota; Viridiplantae; Streptophyta; Magnoliopsida; Rosales; Cannabaceae. The transcript has a single exon.